CGCCUCAAACUCGACUCAAAUUUGGAGAUGUGAAUUUCCAGAAAAAACAUGCUGUAGAUAACGCGUAACGGUCGCUCAUGUUUGCGCAUCGUGACAUUAAGUUCGUGACGACCACACUUCUUUGAAACUCACUUCUUUAUCUAAGCUAUACUUUUGAGUGUGUUUUAGCUGUAACUAUGGCGUCGAUAUAUAUUUUAUUGAGUAUGUUAGUCAGUGCAGUUGUUAGUGAAAGUUAUAAUUAUAGUGCAAUAGAUGUAGAUAGCUUUAGUGAAUCAAAAGUGCUGUCAAGGAGGAAGCGGUUUUUGGUGUAUCCAGAAGGAAGUUCGUUUCAACUUGUGUUCUGUCUAUCGUUCCCGACGAUCUUUCAAAUCGGUGACAUCUUUCAAUUCGGCUACACGGCGGCGCUGGCUUACGAGUUGCCACAGAAUCCCUACUCGCCCUUCAACCAUAAGGCUGAUCCACUGCAUCGAAGGGUUGACACCAAGAUGAUAUACUUUACUGACGAUACAGGCAAGGUGUUAUGGGGGAAGCAGUACCAUAGGAAACCCAUCGUAAACCCGGCGAUGGCAAAACGCAGCCUCCGCAAAAACGCCGACAGGAAACUGAUGCACGCCUCGCAACACAAACGGGGGUUUUUGAAAAGCAUGGACGGACGCAGCGCAGAGUUUCACCGGACCGCCCGGGCCUCGCUUUAUCCGAAAGUCGAGACCGUGUUGCAGGCCAUCGGGAGCAGUGGGAAAGACUGUGUGCUGAGAACCCUGUGUCAUAUGGGACAAACGCAACACCAUCCCCAAGGGUCGUUCUUAGAAGAAAUCAUGAGAGCUGUAUUUACUAUACCAAAAGGCGAGGAUUCCUUCGACUUGGAAGAAUACGACAAAGCGCACUCAGCAACCGAAUCCUGUGCGGAGCUGUAUCCCGACUGUGAUGACAUUCUGACAUCAGAUCAGAUUCUUUCUUCUACAUUACAAUAGACGAACACCAAUGCCAAUUCUUAGUGUCAAAUACAAACUGUUACUGUUAUUGUAUGAUACGAUCUUGACGCGAAUUGAAGUGUGUUGUAUGCGCCAAUAAGCGCCAGUGUUUAAUUAAGUAAUAUAAAUAAGAAAACAUAUUAAAAUCAGAAAGUCGUUUCCAAUUUUUUUUGGAGAUCUGCGCCACUACCCAUAAUUUAUAAUAUUCGUAACAUCCAUUAAAAAGACAGCUUUACUGUGGAAUGUUGCGUGAUAAUACUGUAAAAAAUUGAAUGUUUUUGUUACCACAGAGAUCAACGCGGAAUCGGCAAAAGAUGAUAAAAUAAAUCGGCCAUUUGGCCAAAAAGGUCUUUCGGCUCGGCUCGGCUGGUCCGACGCCUUCCGCCGCGUUUGAAAUCUUUUUCGCUCUUAUUACGCAGAUAUAACACUUUGUUUUACCGGUUUUUGCCGAUUCUACGACGAUAUUAUGUGAGGGUGGGGGAGACCUUUACUUGCUGACGAACAUACAGGGCUUGCACUUAGUGAGGAUGACGUCAUUUUGCACACAUCAUCAGGUAAAUAAAAUAAGUUUUACGAAAUUAGUUACCAUUAUUAAGUACAUUUGUAUUUCAGUUUUUAAGUACGCUGUAUUUACUUUAGCGGUACAGCUUAUAAUAUAAUCUUUCGAGUGAUGUCUCAAUGAGAUCAAUUUGUAAAGUUCAAAUGACGACAACGUACAACAAAAAGUUUAAUGAUCUAGUUACAAAGUCUACGGUUAUGACGUUAAAUGCUGGACUCUGCCUACUACUAGCACUUUUUUCUGAAAAGGAGAGUAAAAAGAAAGCAGACAAAAACGUAAACCAAAUAAAUGUUAUAUACAAAGGAAAUAAAACUGGCCAAGUGCGAGUUAGUUUUACUCGCGCACCGAGGGUUCCGUACAAAAUUUGAAUUAUCUCGUGUAACUAUAAAGGCGAAACGUUUGGUCAGAAGUACCUAUACUAAGUAUUAUUGUGUUCAGCGCCAUCUAUCGGCAAAUUGUCUAACUAAUUUGCGCGAUGUAAUUUUUAUUUAUUUGGGAAACAUAUAGCACAUAAUAAUACAAUAAGGUACAAGAUACAGUUAGAAUAUAAGCCAAAACAGUUUCCACUGUGUGUCAUGUUGGUUUUUCGAGGAUAUUUCCCUAUCAUGUGAACCGAUUUCAAAAAUGUGUACUACGAGGAAGUAUUUGACAGUAUUCGAGAACUCUAGGUUAAGUACUUUAUAUUUACACAUAUCGUAAGUUAUACAUGUAAAUACAUUAUUUUAUAUUAUAACAGUUACACAGUCAUAACUUACCAUCUGAUAAUUUUACUACCUACCUCUAUAUUUUGAAACUGAAUCUUUGCUCAGCUAGGAUAUAAAAAUAUAUAAUUUGUUAACCAUCCAUACCUCUAUACCAAAAUGUAAUAAUAUAAUAAUCAUGCAAGUUUAUUAUAGAAUAUUUAGCUUUUUUUUAUGUCAUAGUAAAUUUACGAUAGUUCUGGUACUGUAGCGUUUAUUUCAAUUCAUUUAUAAUUUAUUCACAAGAACAUAAUUAUGGUACAUUCCAAUGUUACAAUAAAGAUACUGAACCUUAAUACGUUACGCAUACGUUACGUACGCUACGCAUACGUUACGUACGUUACGCAUACGUUACGUACGUUACGCAUACGAUACUUACGUAUGCAUUAAUAAAUAGUUAGUUAAGUACUUGUUAUGCCUGUAUAA
Molecule: messenger RNA, 2696 nt
Organism: Cydia pomonella (codling moth)
Lineage: Eukaryota; Metazoa; Arthropoda; Insecta; Lepidoptera; Tortricidae
Exons: 5
Coding region: 177-971 (264 amino acids)
Source: RefSeq, a predicted model, not a curated record